Zea mays is the source of this 396-nucleotide messenger RNA. RefSeq lists its product as uncharacterized. The record is from RefSeq and is a predicted model, not a curated record. The coding region runs from base 1 to 396 and encodes 131 amino acids. Lineage: Eukaryota; Viridiplantae; Streptophyta; Magnoliopsida; Poales; Poaceae. The transcript has a single exon.
AUGGCUGCCGUCGCGCGCGACGGGCUUGCGAUGCCCCCAGCGGUUGUGCCCGCGGCGGAGGAGGAGAUGCGGUGGUGGAAGCUAGACAGUGGCGUGAGCGCAGUAUCGUUCGGGUUCGUGGCCACCGCCAUCCUCGUGUCCAUGUUCCUCGCCAUGGCCAUCCUCGAGCACUUCCUUUGCCCCCUGGCCCACACGCUCGGGCACGCGCCGCCCCGGGGGAUCCACCGCCGACUCCGCUUCUUCCUCGGCCGCGGCGGUGAGCGUGCCGCUGCCCCCAGCUCGGAUCUCGAGGCGGCGAGGAAGCUCCAAGGCCACACGCCCCUGGAGGUACGGCUAUGGCAUACUGUUCCCACACGCUCUCCUCGCCUCCCGCCCAUCUAUGGCGCCACACUUUAA